AUGAAAGAACCGGGGUCAGACACUCGCUCUUCCCGGAUGAGCAGCUAUAUGAGAAGCCCUGAGCUAGUUUUCACCAGCAUGCUAGGAGAUCAAAGCACUGAGCGAUUAGUCUGUUUGGUUGAAGGAAUUCGGCUGCAACUGAGAGACAGAGACCUGCUGAAGAAACGAAAGGCCGAGGCAGAGGAAAAGGCAACCAACCAGUGGGUUUAUGGAGCACACGGUCUCAAAAGAGUGAAAAAGAGGAGCAGCGGUACUCCGGGAAGGAAAGGUGCGGCUGUAGAUGUUCCAGAAGAUCAGGCUCAGGAAUCAGAUCCUUGCUCCGUCACACUGCCUGACUUACCCACGAUAGCAGAGCCGCUGCCUGUGGAAACACAGAGUGAAGAUCCUCUGCAAGGCUUUCUGAUCGAGGAUCUGGGGCCCGAAGAGGAGGAAGACAUGCCUCAGAAGAGCCUCGUCAUUGAUGCAGGUGCGGUGGAUGAUGCACCUGAGUCGAAGCUCGAUGCCGGCGAAUCCUCCAGCUCCAGCUCAACCACACAGUCUACCGGAGAGUUUCAUGAUCUGAGUCGCUUUUCUACUGAAGAAUGCAUUGUAACUAACUCAUUUACUAUCUCUAAGGAUUUCUAA
Molecule: messenger RNA, 624 nt
Organism: Sinocyclocheilus rhinocerous
Lineage: Eukaryota; Metazoa; Chordata; Actinopteri; Cypriniformes; Cyprinidae
Exons: 4
Coding region: 1-624 (207 amino acids)
Source: RefSeq, a predicted model, not a curated record